Molecule: messenger RNA, 1603 nt
Organism: Labrus bergylta (ballan wrasse)
Lineage: Eukaryota; Metazoa; Chordata; Actinopteri; Labriformes; Labridae
Gene: neu1
Product: neuraminidase 1
Biological process (GO): ganglioside catabolic process; oligosaccharide catabolic process
Cellular component (GO): intracellular membrane-bounded organelle; cytoplasm; membrane
Molecular function (GO): exo-alpha-sialidase activity
Source: RefSeq, a predicted model, not a curated record
CACUGAGCAGUUUGCACAUCUCCGUGUAGAUGAGCUGAGGACAACGCUUCCGGGUUUCUCUCUUUUGUUUCAUUUGAAGAUUCAUUUUUAUAAAGACGACUUCUCGUCAAACCUUUUGAUCAGCUGCUCUGACAUGGAGACAAGAAGCCGGCUCGCUGCUCUGUCGCUGCUUCUCUCCGCAGUGUUUUCCUCCUGUGUCCUUUUGAUAAACCCCAAAGAGAUUGAUCCGCUGCUGUAUGAGGAGCAGCUGCUGUGGGUGAGCGGGGCUCAGGGGGAGGUCAGCGCCUUCAGGAUCCCACUGCUCAGCUUCACCCCUAACGGAAGCCUGCUGGCCUUCACAGAGGGCAGGAAGUCCUCGUCCAGCGAUUAUGGAGCGAAGUUCAUCGCGAUGCGGCGGUCCACAGACAAAGGUUCCACCUGGUCCCCCACCACCUUCAUCGUGGACGACGGCAUGACGCCGGACGGCCUGAACCUGGGCUCGGUGGUGGUGGACGAGGAGGUGGGCUCGGUGAUCCUGGUCUACUCCAUCUGCUUCCACCUGUACCACUGCCACCCGGCCAGCACCAUGAUGGUGGAGAGCAGGGACGACGGCCUCAGCUGGGGCCCGCCCAGAAACCUCUCCGUCCAGCUCGGCGUCAAGAACUUCGCUCCCGGGCCGGGCUUUGGAAUCCAGAAGCACUUCCAGCCAGCUAAGGGGAGGUUAGUGGUGUGUGGUCACGGGACGCUGGAGGGAGACGGAGUGUUCUGCAUCCUGAGCGAUGACCACGGGAAGAAAUGGUACAACGGUGCCGCGCUGAAAAGCAUUCCUUACAACCAGAAGAAGAAAGCGCAGGACUUCAACCCUGACGAGUGCCAGCCGGUCGAGAUGACAGACGGCAGCAUUGUCAUCAAUGUGCGGAACCAGAACAACUAUCACUGUCAGUGUCGUCUGGUGGUCCGCAGCCUCGAUGGAGGAUUGUCUCUUCCUGUAGAAGAGCUCUACUUCGACUACACGCUGGUGGAUCCCGCUGUAGCGGCCGGAGCUCUGCAGAAAGACGGCGUGCUCUACUUCACCAACCCCGCCAACAAGCAACACAGAGUCAACCUGACUCUCCGCUGGUCUGUGACGGAUGGUAAAACAUGGGAUGAUAAAGCUGUGCAGAUAUGGGCGGGGCCAAGCGGUUACUCUUGCAUCACAUCACUGGACAGCGGUUCUGCAGAGGACCGGAAGUUCAUCUAUGUUAUCUACGAGAAGGGACACAAGGACUAUGUUGAGACUGUGUCGUUCGCAAAGAUCCACCUGUUUGGAGGGCAGUAGAGCUGGUGGAUCAUGGGAGGUUUGUCUCCCAGAUUCAGCUGAGUGGACGGAAAAGGGAAAUGGAAAGAUGCUCACUACUCCCACAACUUUCUCAGGAAGAUAAAAGACUUUUAAUCACUUUAUCACAUUGAACCAGGAAUGUCAAAUGUCAAUGUUUGUGAUCUGAAAAACUCAAAAGUUCUCCUUAAUUAAAUCACUGUCUUCCUACAGGUGAUUGAAUUGCAAAUAUCAUGUCUGUGUUUUUGCCCUAAUUGGUUAAUAAGAUGUGUUUGUCACACUCCCUGUUGGUAAGCAAAAAAAAAAAAA